GCCUCUCUCCCCGCCUCCCAACCCCGUCCCCCACGUCCUUACCAGCCCCCUCCUACGUACCACCACAGAAGAACCACUCCGACACUCGCCGUUCUCUCUCUCUCUCUCUCUCUCUCUCUCUCUCUCUCUCUGAAGCAAAUAAGCGAACGAGUAACAAUCUGUGGCCAAGUUCACGCGCCACCAAUUGUUCGACCAAAGUUCCAUGCGAAGCGCCGCCAACCGGUCUCCCGGAGCCAGACCCAUUUGGCGAUGGCGAGCAACCCACCUUCGUUCCACCACCACUGCCGCUCCCUCCUCCCUUCCCCAUCUUCUCCUCCGUCCCCCCACUGUUCCUUUCCCUCCCCCGCUGCCGGAGUCUCCAAAGCCCUCCCCCCGUCCCGCUCCAUCCCCAUCCUCCUCCCCAUCGUCUUUCUCUUCUUCCUUCUCCUUUUCUUCCUCUCGAUCUUCCUCUUCCGCGACAUCCUCCACUUCACCUAUGCGUUCUUCUACGGAGGGUCGCCCAGCGCCGUCCGCCGGCCCACCACCUCAAACGCCGCCGCCGCGGAUUCCUGCCUGCGCGGGCUGGACCCCGACAUCCUGGCGUCGUUCCCCACGCUGCCCUAUUCCUUGGUGAGGGGGCUGCAGGAGGGCAAGUGCGGAGCGGAGUGUGCCGUCUGCCUCGCCGAGUUCGCCGGUGGCGACGUAAUCCGCCUGCUCACCGUCUGCUGCCACGCCUUCCACCCGCCCUGCAUCGACUCCUGGCUCGCCGCCCACGCCACCUGCCCCCUCUGCCGCUGCGACCUGAAGGCACCGCCCGACGAGGCCGCCGUCAUGGCGGUGCGGGAGGCCGUCGACGGUGGAUGCGACAGCCAUUGCAUCUCGAUCGACGACGACGGGGAGGGGGCGGAGGGACGGUUGGAGAAAUCGGCACCGGAGAGGACCUCGAACCCGACGAAUGCAGGAGAGAGGAGGGAGGAUGCCGACGAGGGUGCAGCACGAUGAAGACGAACAGUGCGAGCGCCCGUGAAGGAGCGGACCUCAUAGGAAACACGUGGCUAUAAAUGCUCGUAUCUUUCCGACUUAGAUUUGAUCGGAGUUUUUGCCGAGAUUUAUUAGAGCUUACGAACAACACACGGGAAUUGAAAUCGAUGACAAUAUUAAGUUACUAGUGGCUCUGCCAUUAGCUUAGUAGAUUACAAUCUGCAUGUAGUUGGACGCGUCCUGUGCUUUGUUACAAUCACUUGUCGAUAUCCUGCUGCAUGUCAA
Musa acuminata AAA Group (dessert banana) is the source of this 1245-nucleotide messenger RNA. Its product is annotated as RING-H2 finger protein ATL29-like. The record is from RefSeq and is a predicted model, not a curated record. NCBI's taxonomy places the organism in Eukaryota, Viridiplantae, Streptophyta, Magnoliopsida, Zingiberales, Musaceae. Bases 250 to 981 code for a protein of 243 amino acids. The transcript has a single exon.